ACGCAACGGUAGGUUCGUCAUCUAUUGUUACUUAACCGUUAGGUCUGCCGUAUGUAGCAGGAUAACUAGUCUCUGUAGCCUCCACGAAUGAAAACAACGAUAGAUAUCCUGGAUCCGAUGAACACUUCCCAAAGACGGCUUCCUUCUACUUUAACGGAUAACAAAUGAGCUUGCGUCAUCAUGACCUGGCUGCGUAUUUUCCUCAUUUUCCUCGGCAUCGCGGCAAAUGUCCUUAUCAUCACUUACGAUCUCAUGUUCCGAGAACAAAGUCUGAUUCGUCAUUUGAAACUCCAUAAGAUAUUUUUACCUCAAAAACCCUCCGACCCAGAAGACAUCGAAUUCGAAGAUGAAAACAUCACUGAUCACUUACACACUGAAGUUUUCCGAGUAAUUAAUGAGCUGCGUAGACAGUUUAAUGCUAGUGGCUCGCGUUGGAAGCAUUCACAUCAUCGAAAGGUAGUAUUACAAUACACUGCAGUUUUUGAUAGAAAGCCUUGGCCAUGGAUGGAGAACACAGACCAGUUCAAUCACUGGAUGGGAGUUGAAUGUCCAUAUUACAGCUGUGAGCUGGUGUAUGAUCGAAAAGAUAGACCUCGAAGCGACGCUCUACUAUUCCACUCACGUGACAUGCCUGCAAUCUCACUUAUGGAUUACAUCUUAAAAGAGAAGAAAACCCAUGAAAGAUGGGUGUUUUUCUCUAAGGAAAACCCAAUGAACAAUCCACCCUCAAAGCGCUACGACUUCUACUUUAACUGGACGAUGACAUACAAACAAGAGUCUGAUAUAUUUAUCUCUUAUGGGUAUUACUUUCCUGUAAAACGAAAGAAAAAGAUACCAGAGUCUGUCUUUUUGAAGAACAAGAAGAAACUAGUAGUGUGGACGUCAAGCCAUUGCAAUCUUCCUAGAGACGAUUAUGUGAGAGAGCUCCUGAAAUAUAUACAUGUGGAUGUUGUAGGGGCAUGUGCUAACGCCGUAUUUCAAGAAGGACUAGACUGCCCACAGAAUAACAAAGCGUGUAAUGAAAAGCUAAAAACAUAUAAGUUCCAUCUAGCGUUUGAGAAUACUAACUGUCUUGAUUAUAUAACGGAAAAGUAUUGGCGCGCGCUGCGCGAUGGGGUCGUCCCAGUUGUCAUGGGAGGGUCAGAUUAUGGUUCCACUGUCGCCAUUCCAGGAUCUUUCAUCAACGUAGCCGAUUUCUCCACUGUAAAAGCAUUAGCGGACUAUUUGGUUUAUCUAGACAAAAAUGACACUGCCUACAAGGAGUAUUUCAGGUGGAGGCAAAAAUACAUGACAGUUCAUUACUCCCCAUGGAAUUGUAUACUUUGUGCGCGGUUGCACCUUGACACAACCACAAAGCUCUACAAGACAAUGGAUACAUUCUGGGGAGCCGCAGAGAACUGUGGAAGCACUGCAACGGAUAAGAAACUGUACAAAAUGCUUCACCAAAGACAGCGCACAUCGAGCAGUAAGAAAAAGGAAAUCGUUAACUCAACAGGGAAUAGUGAUUAUGUGACUGCAAAAAAUCUUUCGGUAGUUUGAACACAUUUCUUACUCCUACCAUUACUAAUAUGAAGCAGGCAUUAGAAAUAAUAAAAUGGAAACAAAUAUUCUAGAAGGUACGGUAUGAUAAAUCGAUUCCUCUCUGGGACUUCUUAUGAGACUAUACGGGAACUUGGAGCUCCGAUUUGUUAGGGUAUUUUGGGCCAGACCCUUUUAAAAGAUCUGAGUGGAUACAAUAACAUAUUUAUUUUCACAUAAAGGUACAAAUAAGUAUAAUAAUCUUGGGCAUGUAUAGCACCUCUCUAAGACUUUACAAUGUUACAACCGCAUUAAAAACUAUGCGACCACCCUGAGGGUCAAUUUAUGAAUGGGAAUUCUCAUUCAAAAGCGACUCGGUGAGAACGUACAAAAUGAUGUCUGCUAUCGGCUAAUAGAUGUUGUUUAUUUAGAAUUCUAGGAACUUGCCGUUACAUGAAAGCAAGGGCUAGGCAUAAAAAUACAAAAUAAACAUUCGAAAUGAUUCCUCUUGUCAAUUCGACCAUUUAUUAAAGUAAUUCGGGGUGGCAGCGUAGUUCUUAAUUAUAUGAUAUAGUAAUGCCUAUUAUAUGAUAUACGUGUGCAGGCAAAAUUAAAACAAAUAUUCUAAAAUUCUAA
Molecule: messenger RNA, 2154 nt
Organism: Nematostella vectensis (starlet sea anemone)
Lineage: Eukaryota; Metazoa; Cnidaria; Anthozoa; Actiniaria; Edwardsiidae
Product: 3-galactosyl-N-acetylglucosaminide 4-alpha-L-fucosyltransferase FUT3
Exons: 2
Coding region: 181-1539 (452 amino acids)
Cellular component (GO): membrane
Molecular function (GO): alpha-(1->3)-fucosyltransferase activity
Source: RefSeq, a predicted model, not a curated record